This is a messenger RNA of Aspergillus saccharolyticus JOP 1030-1, 2604 nucleotides long. It is a transcript of the gene agdC, whose product is annotated as putative alpha-glucosidase. Gene Ontology annotation, molecular function: carbohydrate binding; hydrolase activity, hydrolyzing O-glycosyl compounds. Gene Ontology annotation, biological process: carbohydrate metabolic process. Lineage: Eukaryota; Fungi; Ascomycota; Eurotiomycetes; Eurotiales; Aspergillaceae. The record is from RefSeq and is a predicted model, not a curated record. The transcript has 7 exons. Bases 1 to 2604 code for a protein of 867 amino acids.
AUGUUGGGAUCCCUGCUCUUUCUUGCACCCCUCGUGGGUGCUGCAGCUGUUGACUCAAAUGCAUCACAUCGCGAUUGUCCUGGCUACAAGGCCUCGAACGUCAAAAAGGAUGCGGGAUCUCUAACGGCAGACUUGACCUUGGCGGGUACGCCUUGCAACAGCUACGGAGAGGACUUGAAAGACCUGAAGCUUCUCGUGGAAUACCAAACCGAUGAACGUCUACAUGUGAUUAUAUACGAUGCCGACGAGCAGGUAUACCAGGUCCCCGAAUCCGUUCUUCCCCGUGUGGGUGGGGGUAGCGGGUCUAGUGACACAUCGGCCCUCGAGUUUGAUAUAGUGGAAGAGCCAUUCUCGUUUGUCGUUUCGAGAGAUGAGGAGGUCCUGUUCAAUACCUCUGCAUCAAAGCUCGUUUUCCAAUCCCAAUACCUGAAUCUGCGUACCUGGCUCCCCGAGGAUCCGUACCUUUACGGACUGGGAGAGCACUCGGACCCUAUGCGCUUGCCUACGAACAACUAUACUCGCACACUCUGGAACCGCGACGCUUACAGCACGCCCAACGGGACGAAUCUCUACGGCAGCCACCCCGUCUACUAUGAUCAUCGUGGCGAAGCUGGCACUCACGGUGUUCUACUCUUAAACUCCAACGGUAUGGACAUCAAGAUUAACAGAACCAAAGACGGUCAGCAGUACCUCGAAUACAACACUUUGGGUGGAGUCUUCGACUUUUACUUCUUUACCGCGCCCACUCCUAAGGAGGCCAGCAUUGAGUAUGCCAAGGUUGUUGGCCUUCCGGCGAUGCAAAGCUAUUGGACUCUGGGACUCCACCAAUGCAGAUACGGCUAUCGAGAUGUCUAUAAUGUGGCCGAAGUGGUGUACAAUUACAGCCAAGCCGAAAUUCCCUUGGAAACCAUGUGGACAGACAUCGAUUACAUGGACCGGAGGAGAGUGUUUACGCUUGACCCGGAAAGAUUUCCGCUGGAAAAGAUGCGUGAGCUCGUUACCUACCUCCAUAACCACGACCAGAAGUAUAUCGUGAUGGUUGAUCCCGCAGUUAGCGUCAGCAACAACUCCGCGUAUACCAGUGGUUUGAGUGAAGAUGUCUUUCUUCAUCACCAGAAUGGAAGUAUUUAUGAAGGUGCCGUCUGGCCUGGCGUGACUGUCUUCCCGGAUUGGUUCAACUCCAAUACCCAGGAGUACUGGAAUGCACAGUUUGCGCAAUUCUUCAAUGCUACUUCCGGAGUUGACAUUGAUGGUCUUUGGAUCGACAUGAACGAAGCGUCCAACUUCUGCCCUUACCCGUGCACGGAUCCUCAAGCUUUUGCAAUCUCCGAUGAUCUUCCGCCUGCUGCGCCUCCUGUUCGAGCCAGUAGCCCUCGCGUUCUGCCUGGGUUUCCCGAGGAUUUCCAGCCUGCCAAACGAUCGACUGCCAAGGGUCAAGGAACUAAGGGAGCUAAGAUCGGUCUGGCUAACCGGAACCUUACCGACCCGAAAUACCAGAUCCAGAAUGCCGCCGGUGUGAUUAGUAUGAACACGAUUCAGACCGAUAUCAUCCACGCAGAAGAGGGUUACGUUGAGUACGACACGCACAACUUGUACGGGACGAUGAUGAGUACUGCCUCUCGCGAUGCCAUGGCCCUCCGCCGCCCGGACGUCCGACCUUUAAUCAUCACCCGCAGUACAUUUGUCGGCGCGGGAUCCCACGUUGGCCACUGGCUGGGCGACAACAUCAGCGACUGGGAGCAUUACCGGAUCUCCAUCGCCCAGAUCUUAGCGUUUGCCUCGAUGUUCCAGAUUCCCAUGGUGGGUGCGGACGUGUGCGGCUUCGGCGGCAACACCACCGAGCAGCUCUGCGCUCGAUGGGCAUCCCUGGGCGCGUUCUACACGUUCUACCGCAACCACAACGAGAUCAACGACAUCUCCCAGGAGUUCUACGUCUGGCCCACCGUGGCCGAGUCCGCGCGCAAGGCAAUUGACAUCCGCUACCGCCUUCUCGACUACAUCUAUACCUCUCUCUACCGGCAAUCUCAGACCGGCGAGCCUUUCUUGCAGCCACUGUUCUAUCUGUACCCGGAAGACAAGAACACCUUCGCCAACGACCUCCAGUUCUUCUUUGGGGACGCUAUCCUCGUCAGCCCGGUCACGAAAGAGAAUUCUACUUCCGUGGACGCCUACUUCCCCGACGACAUCUUCUACGACUGGUAUACUGGGGAAGCGCUGCGAGGAGAGGGUACGACGGUCACGCUCAAGGACAUUGACUACACGCACAUCCCCAUCCACAUCCGUGGAGGCAACAUCCUGCCGGUGCGGGUCGCCAGCGCCAUGACUACGACCGAGGUGCGCAAGAAGGGAUUCGAGUUGGUGAUUGCCCCGGGUCUGGAUGGGACCGCGUCUGGCAGUCUGUAUCUUGAUGACGGAGACUCGGUUGAGCAGUCCGAGACGACGGAGAUCACUUUCCAGUACAGCCAAAAGAAUUGCGAGCUGCAAGUCUCCGUGGAGAACGGGUCCACGCUGCAGGUGAACAUGAUUACGCUGCUGGGCGAGUCGGGGAAGAAGACCUUCGAGCAUGGGUUCAGUCUGAGCGAGUCGAUCAAUCUAAGGAUUUAG